Molecule: messenger RNA, 7742 nt
Organism: Hemicordylus capensis (graceful crag lizard)
Lineage: Eukaryota; Metazoa; Chordata; Lepidosauria; Squamata; Cordylidae
Gene: NCKAP1L
Product: NCK associated protein 1 like
Exons: 31
Coding region: 3880-7179 (1099 amino acids)
Biological process (GO): cortical actin cytoskeleton organization; cell morphogenesis; neuron projection morphogenesis
Cellular component (GO): SCAR complex
Source: RefSeq, a predicted model, not a curated record
UCUAAGAUUUAGCCGGGGGAGAGCAACUGGCCCUAUCCAGCCCCAGCACAGCAUCCCUCCCGAGGCUAUUGCUGGUGUCUGUCUUAUGUUCCGUUUUAGAUUGUGAGCCCUUUAGGGACAGGGAGCCAUCUUAUUUAUGCACGUUUUAUUUUUCGAUGUAAACCGCUUUGAGAAGUUUGUUGAAGAGCGGUAUAUAAAUAUCAGUAGUAGUAGCAGUAGGCGGGCCCAUGGAAGGAGCUUUUGCCCCUGUCACAGACUCCGCCACCAUCCCCGCCUUGGUCUCCCCUUUUCACUGCCAGCACUGCUGGAGUGCCACGCUCCGCCAGCCCCAUUCCCCACCACCGCCAACUGUCACACCGGCAGUUUUUAGAGGUUUUUUUAAAAAAAAGAUUUAACUUGCUCCCGCCCCAAACCCUUGAGCCAGGGCAGCAAAUCAUUUUUGCCUACGGGCUUACUCUGUGGGCAAAUUACAAGCUUACUCCUCCCUUGCCUCCUCCCUGCAGGAGUAGCAGCAGCAGCAGUUGAUUGACCCCUUACUCACUGCCACUGCCAGUGCCACCACCAUUGCGGCUUCCUUUCUGUGUCUCCUCCUCCACCUCCUCCAGGCACCUCCAUGUUUUUAGUGGUCUUAGUGGGGGCAGGGUUCAGCACGUACCACCUAAGAGAGAGUCUCUCUCUCUCUCAUCCUCCAUGACAGAACUCAAGGAAUGCACACACAUGGAGUUCACACAGACACUAGAACUGCUUAGUGCAGAAUCCAGAGGAAAAAGUUGUGGUAUGCAAGGACAAGACAGUGGAGUUGAGGAAUAUUAAUGGUGUAAUGAGACAGAUAUUAUUUACAGAGUUUAGUCUGCCUUCAGUGCUCUUGCUGCUGGCUGUUUGUUAGCCCUGCCUCUGCUCCAGGACUGGAAUACAAGGAACUAACGCCCUGUUCAAAAGCUGGCCUAGAUCAAUGAAUGAAUUAACCAGAAACACCACACUUAGCUUCAGCAAGGUUGUUGCAUCAGGUGCCUUCAGACCAUGCCCUAGGACACACUCACUGUAGUCAUGGGAACAUAGGAAGCUGCCAUAUACUAAGUCAGACCGUUGGUCUAUCUAGCUGAGUAUUGUCUUCACAGACUGGCAGCGGCUUCUCCAAGGUUGCAGGCAGGAAUCUCUCUCAGCCCUAUCUUGGAGAAGCCAGGGAGGGAACUCGAAACCUUCUGCUCUUCCUAGAGCGGCUCCAUCUCCUGAGGGGAAUAUCUUUUUAUUUAUUUAUUUAUUUAUUUAUUUACACAGUCAGACAGGUGUUAUUGUCUGGUUUGUUUUAUCCAGACAUCGAGUCCUUCCCAAGGACCUGGGAUGGCUGAAUCUUAUGGUCAAUGUUGUUGCUGUCAUAGAUAACGAAGCAGAAUAUAGGCUGUUCCCAGUAAAGCUGCUUUUUGUAGUUGGCUGAUGGUGAUUUCUGUGGCCCCUAUGGUGUUGAGGUGCUCUUCAAGGUCUUCUGGGACUGCACCCAGGGCGCCAAUGACCACUGGGAUUAUUUUGGUCUUUUUCUGCCACAGCCUUUCAAUUUCAAUUUGUAGAUCUUUGUUUUUGGUGAUUUUUUCCAUUUCUUUUUCUUCUAUUCUGCUAUCCCCUGGUAUUGCUAUGUCGAUUAUUUUGACUUGUUUUUCUUUCUUCUCGACUACAGUGAUAUCUGGUGUAUUGUGUGGCAGAGGUUUGUCUGUUUGUAGUCGGAAGUCCCAUAAUAUUUUUACAUCUUCAUUUUCUUCAACUUUUUCAAUGUUAUGGUCCCACCAAUUCUUGGCUACAGGUAGCUUGUAUUUUUUGCAGAUGUUCCAGUGUAUCAUCCUUGCUACCUUGUCAUGCCAUAGUUUGUAGUCAGUCUGUGCAAACUUUUUACAACAGCUGAUUAGGUGGUCCACUGUUUCAUCUGUUUCUUUACAAAGGCGGCACUUGCUGUUUGUUGUGGAUUUUUCUACUUUUGCUCUUAUUGCACUUGUUCUUAGUGCCUGUUCUUGCGCAGCCAGUAUUAAAGCCUCUGUUUCUUUCUUCAAGUAACCAUUCUUAAGCCAUUGCCAGGUCUUGGUGAUGUCUGAUUUUCCACUUAUAUUGUGCAAAUAUUGACCAUGCAGGGGCUUAUUUCUCCAUUUUUCUGCUUGCUUCUUGACUUGUUCUUUCUUGUAGGCCUGCUUUCUUUCAUUGGUGUUGAAUAGUUUCUCGUUAUUGACCAUUUGAAGUGCAUCUUCUUCACUGUCCUUGAUAUAUUCUUCAAGGCCUCUUUUCUCCUCCUGUUUGAUGGACUUGCAGCAUUCCUCUUCCACCUGAGCUGUGAGGGAGGUAUAGCCUAUCUACAUCACUGCAGGGGUGCAGAGCAUGAUUGAUGGUCAUUAUUUUCCUGGUCUUACGAUCCAGCGUCUCUAGCUCUGCUUGGGUCCAGUCUAUUAUUCCUGCAGUGUAUCUGAUAACAGGUAUAGCCCAGGUGUUUAUGGCUUGUAUGGUGUUCCCGCCAUUGAGUUUGGACUUGAGGAUUUUUCUAACUCUCCUGAUGUAUUCACUUCCAAUUUUUCUUUUAACUUCAGUGUGUGCAAUGUUAUCAGCCUGGAGAAUGCCCAAGUAUUUGUAAUGUUCUUUCUCUUCCAGGUUCUUGAUGUUGCUUCCAUUGGGCAGUUCUAUUCCUUCUGUUUUUCUUAUUUUUCCUCUGUUCAUUAUUAAUGCAGCACACUUGUCUAGUCCAAACUCCAUUGCUAUAUCGCUACUGAAUAUACGGACAGUGUUUAGCAGUGAUUCAAUUUCUUACUGGGACUUUCCAUACAACUUCAGAUCGUCCAUGUACAGCAGAUGGUUGAUUUUACUGGAUGUUUUAGAUGUUUGGUAUCCGAGGCCUGUUUUGUUUAGUAUUUGUGAAAGUGGGUUGUUAUUAUUAUUAUUAUUAUUUUACAUUUAUAUCCCGGUCUUCCUCCAAGGAGCCCAGAGCGGUGUACUACAUACUUGAGUUUCUCUUUCACAACAACCUUGUGAAGUAGGUUAGGCUGGGAGAGAAGUGACUGGCCCAGAGUCACCCAGCAAGUCUCAUGGCUGAAUGGGGAUUUGAACUCUGGUAUCCCCGGUCCUAGUCCUGCACUCUAACCACAAUACCACGCUGGAUCUCAAUACAGUACUCACACUUCUAGUCUCCCUUUCAUAUGCAACCAGGGCAGACCCUGCUUAGCUAAGGGGACAGGUCAUGCUUGCUACCACAAGACCAGCUCUCCUCUCCCAUGUAGAUGUCCCAUGUAGAUGUUUUCCGCCACCAAAAUAACUCACAGUUACAGAGCUGAAGGUGGGUAGGAAGUCCCACCCCACUGUUGUCACUCACCCCCUCACUCCAUCCUUUCACAGUUACCAGCAACAGUAGUCUGCAGAGGGACUGCGAGGGAAGGUGCUUCUGAGGGGAAGGCACCUCUAUGAUCAGUAGCCUGGGGAGAUCCAAGCUGCUGAUCACAGAAACGCUUGCCAUCACGGUUACGUUUCCCUCUGCAGAUGACUACCACUGUAACCGUGUGCAACUGGAGAGAUGGGGUGGAUGACACCGGUGCUGGGGAGACAUCUGAAUCAGGCUGCAGAGAUCUGGGGAGAAGAGGAGGAGUGAAUGGUUAAUCCAGGUGAUAAUUAAAAAUAAAGGAAGCACCCUGUGAAGUAGGAUACUCUUCAUAAAUCAGCCAACUGAAACUAACAAGAUUCAAUCAUUCGACAACUCUUUCUUUCUUUCUUUCAUUGGCAAAGCCAUAUAUUCCAGCAGACAAACUCAACAGCUUCACAGUUCACACUCUGCUCCCUAAAGGUCUUUUGCGUAAGCAGGAGGAGGUCAGAAAAGGAAUGCUGUGGGAGAUUCAAUGUACUGUUCAGCCAUGGUGAAUGAGAGUGACAUGCAUGGAUCCCCGGGCCAAGCCAGCCUUCUUCACUGAAAAGAUGAUGGAGUCCUCUAUCAAGUUCAUCAACAAGAAGUUCCCCAACUUGGAUACACGGAGUAGCACACAACAUUUGGGGCCGGUACAGAAAGAGAAAGCUGAUAUUUUCCGGGCUCUUGUUUCCUAUUAUCAGACCUUUGUGGAUGUAAUGGAGUUCCGGGACCAUGUAUAUGAACUGUUGAACACCAUUGAUGCCUGCCAGUGCUACUUUGACAUUUAUGUGAAUUAUGACUUCACCAAGAAUUACUUGGACCUGAUUGUCACCUAUGCAUCAGUCAUCUUACUCCUUUCCCGUAUUGAUGAUCGCAAAGCCCUGAUUGGCCUUUACCACUGUGCCCAUGAGAUGACCCAUGGAACCAGUGAUUCCAGCUUCCCUCGGUUGGCUCAUAUGAUCCUGGAGUAUGAGAAUCCCUUGCGCAAGCUCAUGGAGGAGUUUGGACCCCACACCAAGGCUGUGAGCAACGCACUCCUUUCGCUGCACUUCCUCUUUGCCCGCCGAAACCACUCCGCGGACCAGUGGCGAAGCGACCAGCUCUUCAGUCUGAUCAGCAACCCUGCGGGGAUGCUGGUGCCUGCCAAUUCAGAUACGAUGGCCUGUGAAUACCUUUCCCUGGAGAUUCUUGAGCGAUGGAUUUUGAUUGGGUUCCUCCUGUGCCACAGCUGCCUGGGCUCUGUACAGAGUUGCCUGGACCUGUGGCGGGGAGCUCUCCGUGGCUCACUGUACAUCACUCUUGUACGCGAAGAAGUGCUUUCUAUUCACAAGGUGACUGAGGAGGCCUUCAGCAGCCUCAAAGGCUAUGGAAAACGUGUAGCUGAUAUCAAAGAAUGUAAAGAGUAUGCUCUGACACAUAGUGGGCAGGUGCAUCGGGGCCGGCGUAAUUUCCUGAGGAAUGCUGUGCGGGAGAUGGAGGCCAUCUUGGCCAAUGAACCGGGUCUGCUGGGGCCAAAGGCUAUUUAUGUCUUCAUGGCGUUGUCUUUGUGCCGUGAUGAGGUAACCUGGCUAUGCCGGCACAGUGAGCAUGUCAGCAAGGGCAAGAACCCAGAGGAAUUCACUGACAGUCACCUGGCUGAGCUGCUCUUUCUGAUGGAUAAGCUCCGUAAUCUUCUUCGACGGUACCAAACCCUCAUCCAGCGCUACCACGCUCAGUACUUAUCACGUUUCGACGCCCUCGUGCUCAGUGACAUCAUCCAGGGCCUGACUGUGUGCCCUGAAGACGAAUCAGUGAUCAUGUCAUCCUUUGUGAGCUCGCUCUCGUCCCUAACCAACAAGCAAGUGGAUGAGAAGAAGAAAUUUGAAUUCUCUGGGCUGCGACUGGAUUGGUUCAGACUGCAGGCAUACACCAGUGUCGCCAAGGCCCCCAUGCAAUUGCGGGAGAAUCAUGACGUUGCCAAAGUGAUGAACCUCAUUGUCUUUCACACGAAGAUGCUGGACUCUGUGGAGGAGUUGCUGGUGGAGACGUCUGACCUCUCCAUAUUUUGCUUCUAUGUGCGCCUCAUGGAGAAACUCUUUGCGGCUACCAUGGAUGAGCCCUCCAUGUUGCGCUACUCUAUUGCUUUCCCACUUCUGUGUGCCGACUUCAGCCACGCCAACCAUCCUUUGUGCCCGGAGGAGUAUCCUCACCUGCGCAGCUGUGCCUUGGGGCUGUGCAACACCUUCCUGGAAGAGAUGGCCCGGCAGACGUGUGUCUGCAUCCUGGACGCUUCUGCCGAACAGGGCAAACUGAGCGAGCAGCUUUUGCCCAAGCAUUGUGCUGCCACCAUCAGCAAGGCCCGGAACAAGAGAACUCAGAAAGCAACAUCCAAGAAAGGGGAGCCAGAGAGGGACAAGCCUGGUGCGGAGAGCCACCGGAAAGACCGCAGCGUGGUCACCAAUAUGGACAAGCUGCACCUGACGCUGACUGAGCUUUGCUGGAGCUUUAAUCACCUGACGAGUUUUGUUGUCUUUGAGCAUACUGUGACUCCAGUAGAGUACCUCAGCAGCCAGUUGGAGACACGUCUCAGCAGGUCCCUGGUGCGGCUGGCACAGCCAAACCCAAAUUCUCCGGAGUUGGCACGCCCCUCCGAAGUGCUGGCGGGCGUUCAGGCCUAUUCGACCUUUCUGGUGUCACUGAUGCAUCGUGUUGGGCUGGACACCGGGCGUGUCCUCCGUAGUGUGCUUCUGCAGCAGACACAGUCGCGAGAUGCCAAUGGGGAACCGACCCUCACAACCCUCUAUACUAACUGGUACCUGGAAUCCCUUUUGCGCCAAGCAAGCGUGGGCUCCAUUGUCCUUUCACCAGCCAUGAAGGCCUUUGUCAGCAUACCCAAAGAGGGAGAGCAGACUUUCAGUGCUGAAGAGUUUUCUGAUGUCUCAGAAAUGCGAGCAUUGGCUGAGCUUCUCGGUCCCUACGGAAUGAAGUUCCUAAGUGAUAACCUCAUGUGGCAUGUCUCCUCGCAGAUGGUGGAGCUGAAGAAACUGGUGGUUGAGAACAUGGAUGUGCUGGUUCAGAUCCGAUCUAACUUCUACCAGCCAGAGCAGAUGGCAGCGCUAAUGCCCCGUCUAUCAGCCACAGAAAAUGUGCUGAAGAGAAUGACCAUCAUUGGGGAGAUUCUCUGGUUCCGGUCCAUGGCCCAGGAGGGCCUUCGAGAGGUGUUCACCGAUCACUGCCCUUUCCUGAUGGGCCCCAUUGAGUGCCUGAAAGAUUUUGUCACUCCGGACCUGGACAUCAAGAUCACCUUGAGCAUCUUCGAACUAGCCACAGCUGCAGGGGCCCCAUGUGACAUCGACCCAGCCCUGGUGGCUGCCCUUUCCAGCCUGAAGAAAGACAGCUCUUCCCCAGAGGAGGACUACAAGACGUCCUGUCUGCUGCUGGUCUUUGUGGCUGUGUCUCUGCCGCUCCUGGCCAUUGACCCUUCCUCGGUUUACACCACCGAGAUGGAUGGCUAUAGCAACAACAUCCACUGCCUCGCUAAAGCCAUCAUUCAGGUGUCAGCUGCCCUCUUCACCAUCUACAGCAAGAACAUCGAGACCCACCUCAAGGAAUUCCUGGUGUUGGCCUCUGUGAGCCUUUUGCAACUGGGACAAGAACCUGACAGGAUGAAAGCCAAGAACCGGGAGUCCAUCUCACUGCUUAUAUACUUGCUUGUGGAGGAGUCGUCCUUCUUGACCAUUGACAUGCUGGAGACCUGCUUCCCUUACGUGCUGUUGCGGAAUGCCUACCGUGAGGUCUCCAGGGCCUCUGCGCUGAGCCGGCUUCCUGCACACUGACAACCUCCCGUCUCACCCACAGUUCAAAGGGGGCAAGAGCUGCGCUGGCCCAUCAGCAGUGAAAUUCAGAACACCAUUCGCAGGGAGGGUGGAUAGGAGUUGGAUGAGGUGUCACUUCUGUGCCUUAGUUUACCGUCUGAUGGCAACAACGUCCAGCUUCUUGAGUGUUCGGCUCAAGUGCUGAUUGUCUCUCCUUGGCUAGCUUAAUCUUUAAAGCUGGGCAUUAAUGUCUCUGUUUGCUAAUCUGUGAUGGCCCCGCCCCGUGUUGCUUUCUUCGCUUUUAAGAAAACCAGCAUGGUCUUCUUGUACUUGAUUUGCCAACCCCAUUGGUAUCCCAACAGACCCAAGGCUGCCCAGUGCCAUCGACUUAACCCCCUAAUCCUUAAGCCCUUCAGAAACUAAGUCCAAGUGUAUGUAACUGUAUUUGCACAUUCUUCCCCUCUGUCAAAAUUUAGAUUGUAAGCUCCUCGGGACAGGGAUUUACCUCUUUGUUAGACAUAUAUAUUACUCAGUGAUGUUAAUAGCACUAUAGAAAUAAUAAAGAAUAGUAAUCUUCACUCCUA